GCUCAGCCCCACAUAUAAAAAAGUUUUCCAAGAUUCGCUUCCGGAAGCAGCGGAAGAAAGUCAGAAAUCUGAGCAGAAAGGAUCAUAUCUUUUUUGGAGAGGAGUUCGGGUGCACCCUAUAUUUCAAAGUGGAAUAGGCAGAGCUGGAUCAUUUGGACUAAUGCUUUAAUUCUCAAGUAAUCAUUCAUUUCCUUUCAAUUGACCUUCUAUCUAUAGAUUCCUGUGUAGGACAAGCCUUGGCAGCCUUCCACAUUGGCAGUAAAAUAUCAUUGUUGAAAAUAAUUCAAAAAUCUGGCUAGCUGCUAAUGAUCAAUACCCCACCUAAGUUAUAUAACCGGUCUGUCCAGAUUCUACAGGAUUUCCUCUCAAGAACAUUCUCUGCAGUAUGCUGAAUGAGGGUCUAACUUGGUGAAAUGUUUAAACAGAAUGGGCGGUUGUGAGUUGAGUUGUACAAGCAGAUGGGCAACAAUAUGACGUCACACUGGACAACAAUUAAUGGACGUUCUCACGAGUCAAAGUCUGAACACAGAGAUUGGGUAGCCUCAUGAGUUAAUGCAGAAUUCAGUUGGACUCUGAACUGUUAAGCAUUGAAAUUUCCUUCAGUUGCCCCGAGGAGAUUGUUACAGUCGUUAGCUCUUCUGGUGAUUGCGGCAUUAUGUCAAAGCAGAUGGAGUUGGUCAACUUGUCAUUCCUCACAGAAAAAGAGAAGGAUCUAAUCAUGAGAGUUCUCAUCCGUGAUGAGCAGCUGCGGACGCUGGAAGAAAAGCGGAUAAGGAAGCUCAAGAUGGAGCUGCUGGAAAUCCGGCGCAAGGGAGCCAAACGUGGAAGUCUGGAGUACAGUGAAAAGACUUGUGCGCGCUGUCAGGAGAGUCUUGGCCGCUUUGUCAAGAGUGGGCGUGCGUGCAAUCAGUGUAACCACCUGGUGUGCAAGGACUGUGGUGCUGAAGAUGCCAACAGCGUAUGGAAAUGCAACGUGUGCAUCAAAGAGUCAAAGCUGAAGAAACAGACUGGAGAUUGGUUCUUUGAACACCGAGCGAAAAGACACAGUGUUGAUUUUGGUAGUGAUAUAAUAAGAGCAUCACUAAAGAGGAAACAUGGGAUAAAUAAGCGAGAGACAGUGGGACAGGCAUUGCUACAAAAGGUACUGGCCAAUGACGCAAAGACAAAUACUGAAGCAAAGUCACAGCAGAAGGUCUUUGAAGAUGAAGGCAAAGGUUCUGGCAAUCAGUCAGAAACCCAAGAGGCUGAUGAUCAGCUAAGCGACACAGAGUCCACUGGACACCUGAGUGUCAGCAGCAACAAGAGCAGUAUACACUCUGCCUCUAGACACAACACACCCAAAAAUUCCAGGCGGAACUCCUUAACUGAAAGCAGCCUCGGUAAUGUGAAUGGUUUUCCUGCUUCCCGACCUGUUGUCACAGGCAGCAUGACUCUUCCAGUCAAAUCAACGACACCAGCCAAAAACAGAAACAACCUGCCAUCUGACUCAAACAAUGAAACUCGCACAAAAAUAGACAGCAAAAUUUCAGUGGAUGAAAAUGCUCCAGAAGACAUGUUUAAAAAGAGUGUAAAACGAAAUCUAAAAUCCACAGAUUAUAGUAAAUCGGUGAUGGAUCUCCGUGUAUCGGAUGCUACAGACAAGGAGGAAUCCAUGGGAGACCGCAGUCAGUCAGUUCCAGGUCUGAAUGUAGAACAGGAUGAGGAAGAGGAGGAUAUUGAUAAGUUGGUGUCAAUGCACCGUUUGACAAAUCCUCGCCAAAGCCUCAAGAGUGGAAGUUCUGUGAGUACGUUAGGCAGCAUGGUCAGUAUCUAUAGUGAAGCAGGUGACUUUGGCAAUGUUACCGUCACUGGAGAGAUCAUCUUCUUCCUCCGCUAUGACCAAAAGAAACAAGCACUUAAUAUACAUGUGAAGGAAUGUCGCAACCUCGCUUAUGGGGAUGAGAACAAGAGGAGAUCAAAUCCCUAUGUGAAGUCUUAUCUGUUACCUGAUAAAUCAAGGCAAAGUAAACGCAAGACUACAGUUAAACGUAACACAACCAGCCCUGUCUACAAUGAAAUCUUACGGUAUGACAUCAGUGACUCACAGUUAAUUAUGAGGACGUUGCAGCUUUCUGUGUGGCACUAUGAUCGCUUCGGACGCAAUAUAUUCCUGGGAGAGGUGGACCUGUCACUUGAUACUUGGAAACUCAACAGUGAUUCGGAAGAGUGCCUUCCCCUUCAUGGCAAGGCAAAUGAAGAGUCUGGGUCUAUCCCUCCUUACAAAGGGGAGCUCGUAAUUUCAAUCAAAUACAUCCCAAAUACUAAAACUGCUCUUGCAAGCAAGAGCAAAGGAAAGAAAGGUACAAGGUCAGAAGAGGGUGGAGAGUUGCAGGUGUGGAUUAAGGAAGCCAAGAACCUUGCACCAAUGAAAGUAGGAGGAACUUCUGACACUUUUGUCAAAGGGUACCUUCUGCCAUUCAGAAACAAAACUUCAAAGAGGAAAACACCGGUGAUGAAGAAGACGCUGAACCCUCACUACAACCACACCUUUGUGUACAAUGGCAUAAAAUUGGAGGACCUGCAGCACAUUUGUCUGGAACUGACAAUCUGGGAUAGAGAGCCCCUGUCAACAAAUGACUUUCUGGGAGGAGUCCGUCUAGGAGUUGGAAAUGGAAUGAGCAAUGGGCAGAAAGUGGAAUGGAUGGAUUCAACUGGGGAAGAGAUCAACGUUUGGCAAAGGAUGACCCAAUAUCCUGGCUCCUGGGUUGAAGGAACUCUGCUGCUUCGACCAGACAUGACAGGACAUAUAUAAUCAAUGGAUUCAGGCCAAUCAUUUGAUUAGUAUAUUGUGGAAGUGAUUUCUAUAAUGCAAACAACACUAUUGACACACUCUAGGACAUGGUAAUGUUUUAUUCCUAAAUCAACAAAUCCAUACAAACUUUUCUACCAAAGUUGUCUCUCAGAAAUCAAAAUAAUUUGCUCAAGAAUGGAUAUAACUAGCUCCUGGAAUUCACAAAAACAAAACUGGAUAUAUGGCACAUGAGGCUUAACCAUGUCAGGAAAGAGGAAAUGGAAAAAAUUGGUGCAAGGGGAAGUUAAAAAGCCACUCCUUAUUCUACCCUUCCUUUUUCUUCCUCCUCUCACUCUAUUCACCAAGAAAAAUAACAAAUUCAGUCAUUGCAAUGUUUUGGGCACUAUCCUUAAUUUCAUUAGUAUAUGUGGAUCUUAUAUUUUGAGAGUAAGUUAUUUCCUAUUCAUUAAACCAAAGAUGUAUAUUUGUUUUGUUUCUUGCAGUGAGACAUUGUAGUGAGAAUUAUAUUUAUUUUCAAGACAAAAUGAUCAAUCAUCUAUCAGAAAAUUGAAUUACUAACCUAAUAAUGGUAGAGUUGUAAGCUGCAGCAAAAUACAAGCUGCAAAUUCCCUUAAUACUAUUUCUUUUUCUGGACUAGAAAGCUUUCUCCAGAUACAAAACAUGCCCGUGUGAGUACUAAACUCAACAAUGGGACUCAAAUGGCAGUAAUUACAGUGGAUUCCCGUUAACUGGGCCACCAGUUAAUCAAGGCAGCCACUUAUUUGGGACAAGUCUUAAAAAUACACAAAUUGAGAGAAUCUAUGCCGCUUAAUUGAGGCAGGAGACUGUUGUCAAACUGAUUCUAACUAGGGUCAGUUGUGUGCACUUGUGAAGCCAUUAGAUGCUACACUGUGCUUGGAGUAAACAGUUAUUAAAGAGCAUCAAUUAUGUGAGUUUGUGUUCAAAAAGCAGUUAUUUUUGUCACUGACAGUGAGAAAUUAUCAGUAAGAUCAUUCAGAACUAACUGUUUUGCCCACUGCAGUUUCAAGCACUCAGGCUUGGAGAUGCCAGAAAUGGCCAGGAGCGAAAAAUGAACUAUUUCUCUACUUCAACAAGUUAGGAAAUAUGAAGAAUUUGAAAGUAUCAACAAUAAUCUUGAAUGUUACAAUGAAGAAUAAUGUUUGGGGGAUGUAAUUGUCGAUAGCAUUGCAUGAAGACAGUCCAUUGUCUGCACUGAUUUGUUCAAUUAUAGUCAAUCCAAAGAAUGCAGCAGUGGUACACUGACUGAAUUCCUCCUCUGUCGAUAAUUAUUAGCAACUAAUACAGUUUUAUAGUACUGUAGUACUAAUGGAAGUGUUCUAAUGUUCUAUAUUUCAUGUUAAGUACAUAAUUUGUUACACAGUUGGUUUGUUUUUUUGAAUCCUGAAGAAGAGUCUUGGGCCAAAACUGUUUAUUCAUUUUCAUAGAUGCUGCCUGACCUGCUGAGAUUUUCCAGAUUUGGUUUGUGUGUUGCUUUGGAUUUCCAGCAUCUGCAGACUUUCUUAUGUUUUGUUUUUUUUUUAAAUAUCUUUUCAACUAUUUCCAUGAAAUUGGCUAGUUGGACAGCCACUUAAUUGGUCCCAAAAUAUACAGAUUCCACUGUGUCUCCAUUAACUGGAAUCCACUGUAUUUUAUUAUCUUGUGACCAGUCUUUUCCAGGUGUUAUCAAUUCUGUUGCAUUUUCUUAUGCCCAGGAACCAAACCCACAUUCAGUUUCUAAGCCUUGUAUUUGACUGGACACAUUCAAAUUGUCUUGUGCAAUGGUUUAUUUAGUAUUUUCCAAAAUUGCAAACAUUAUCUCCUUUAUACAUUUUUGUUGCCACCUUGGGAGAGCUGUACAAUCUCUGGGGAAGGGAGAAAUGUGCAAGCAAGCAAAGGAGAGACAACAUUUUCCAUCACCUUGAAUAAAUGUUAAUGAGGGAGACCAUAGAACUCAGGCAAUUUGUCAACACAUUCAUGAACUUGCUAUCAGUUUCCAGCAGGUUUGGGCAGAGCCCUGACUCUGGGAAUGCUUGUCAGACUCUCACCCUCUCCAUUGUCAAGAUGUGGGUCUAUUCAUUGCUCCGAGAGUGCCCACGGAGGGUCUACAGCUCGAGCGGUUGUUAUUUCUUUAAAUAAUAUCUGUUGAAUGUACAGGCUGGAUUGCCAUAAUAAAUCAAUACUCUUCAGCAUAACACUAAAUAGUAUGGCAGCUCUCAGCAUAGUUCAGUCAGAAGAAUGUGAUCUGUGUCAGCCUUUGUUAAUUUAACUAUUGACUGAUUAACACUGAAUCAGAAUCAAAGUUACUAUCACUGACCGUUUUGUUUGAAGUUUGUUUUUCAGCAGUAGUAUAGUGCAAAGACACAAAGACUAUGAAUUUUAUGGCUUUUCACUACUGAUGCCACAAUCAGUUAUAACAACUGAUUCUGAUCAGUUUAUUUGCAGUUAAUUAAUAAAGGCUAUUACAGAUCAGAUUCUUCUGACUGAACUAGUCAAAAAGCUCUAAGCUAGAGAAUUUGAACAUGCAUCAAGAAUUUUAAACACCAUUGGGUAGAAAUUCAUCUUUGGUCACUUUUACUGCAGUGCUACAUACUGUUCAUGUGGAACUUCCAUUUCUAAUUUUAAAAGUGUGUAUAUUAAGGCUAAAGCUAAUACCUCUUCUUGUAUCCCUAUUCACAUUUUCCCCACAGCACAUUCUGAUUUUUUUUCAAAAUUCUGAAAAUAUUUUCAAGUUUUGAAACAAUGUAAAAUCAGUAACAAAAGACAAUAUGUACGAUCUAUCAGUGAGGAAGGGAUGCCAGAAUUGUUCAUGCAAACUUUUAAUCCAAGAAGACAUGCAAAAUAUUCAAAUAUUUUGCAUUCAAUGGACAAAUUAAACCUGCUAAAUCAAUAAUUCUGUUUAAAUAUGCAGAAUAUAAAUGAAAGUCACUGUUUACAAACACUGAAGUACAUAGAGCUCAAACCCAUAACAAUGGAACUUUCUUUUUCUCUAUGUACCUUAACUCAAAUAAAAUGUAUUAAUUUAAUAAAUAUUACCACAUUAUCUGUGAUUAACUUCUUAAUCGUUGACCUGAAACAUUCAUUGUUUCUUUUCCUGCAGAUGAAGCCUGACCUAAGUAUUUCCAGCACUUUGUUUGUAUAAUACACAGCAUUAUAUUUCAUUAGUGUGGUGACUAUAAGAAACAGGCCAUCUGACCCCUCUAGCCCUCCUGCAUGCACCAUUCAAUAAGAUCAUGGUGAUCUGGCUGUGGACUCAGCUCCACCAACCUGCUUUUUGACCACAAUUUUAAUUCUGCUUUGCAAAAAUCUCUUUGUCUUAAAUGUAUUUAGUAAGGUAGCCUCUUCUGCCUCACUGGGCAGAGUAUUCUACAGAUUCACUAUUCUCUGAAAAAGCACCUUCUCCUCAUCUCCGUUGUAAAUCUAUUCCUCAAACUUUGAGGCUAUAUCCUCCAGUUCUAGCCUCAUGAGUGCAAGUAACUUCCCUGUCUCUAUCUUAUCUAUCCUUUUCAUAAUUGUAUGUUUCUAAAAGAUCUCAUCUCAUUCUUCUGAAAUUACAUAUAGUCCCAAGCAACUCAACGUCUCCUCAUACCAUCAUCUCUGGAAUUAAGCUGGUGAACAUCCUCUACACCAUUUCCAAAGCCGGCAAGUAAGGUGACAAGAAUCACACACACUACUCUAGGUGUGGCCUCAGCAUUGUCCUCUACAGUUGCAGCAUAACCUCUCUGCUUUUAAAUUCAAUCUCUAAUGAUGAAUGCCAACAUUUCAUUUGCCUUCUUGCUAACCUGUUGCACCCAGCAAAUCAACUUUUUAUGAUGCAUGACUCUGCACAACAGCACACUGCAAUUUUUCACCAUUUAGAUAAUCCGAUCUAUAUUUUUUCCUUCCAUCAUGACCUCACAUUUACCAGCGUUGUACUCCAUGUACCAGACCUUUGUUCACUCAAUUAACCUAUCUGUAUCUCUUUCCAGACUCUCUGCAUCUCUGCACAAUUUGCUUUACCACUCAAUUUAGUGUCAUCAGUAAACUUAGUUACAUUUCACUUGGUCUCUACCAAAUCAUUAAUGUAUAUUGUGAACAGUUGCAGGCCCAGCAACAACCUUUGUGGCACCGACAGGAUAAUUAGGUAUUCUUCCUUUAGGCUUACUCUUUGCCUUAAAUUGGUUUACCAAUCUCUAUCCAUAAUAAUAUAUUACCCCCAACUCCAUGAAUCCUUAUCUUUGGAUAAGUGUUAUAUAAGGCACCUUAUUGAACUCUUUCUGGAAAUCCAUGUCUCCAUCAUUUCCCCUCUAUCCACUGCAUCCAUUUUAUCAUCAAAUAAUUCCAUUAAAUUUGUCACGUAGUACGUUCACUUCAUAAAUCCAUGAUGUGCUCGCCUGAUGGAACCACUUCUGUCCAGAUAUCUUGUUAUUUCUUCCUUAAUGAUAGUUUCAAGCAUAUUAAGAUAACUGACCUUCAUCUGCCUUUUGCCUACAUCCUUUUUUAACCAGUGCCAUGAUAUUCGCUGUCUUCCAAUCCACUGGGGCCUGCCCAGAGUCCAGAGAAUUUUGGUAAAUUACCACAAACACAUCUGCUAUAAAUUCCACCAGUUCUUUCAGUUAUCAUCCUUUGUACAACCUUAGGCAAAAUAAAAAAAAUAUUUGAACAUUUUUAAAAUAUCAAAUAUUAGAAAUCUGAAAUAUAAAGUGCUGGAAAGACACAGCAGUUCAGGCAGCAUUCUUUGAACAAUGAUAAGGUUAAUAUUUUAUAUAGUAUAAUAUUUUAGGUCAACAAUAAACUUUGUUUAUUGAAGGAGGAUUAUAAUAAGUUACUGUUUUCUCAGCUGCAUGGCAAAAUGAUGAAUCAGAAAUCCAAUCUGUACAUCCUGCAUUGAUAAUUUCUAAACAAUCAAAUACUUGUGAUUGCUUUAAAAUUGUGUGUAUUAAAGGAAUUGGGGUUGAGUGUUAAGGGUGAACCCUCGGCAAUAAGUAUAUAUGAUAUAUAAUGAAAAUUGUCCAUCCUAUUAUUAAUACUAAUUAUGCAUUUUCCUACAUUCGCUGGUUCACCAAUUUAACUGGAAUACGAACAUGGCAGCCUUUGUCUUAAAGAACUUUGAUGGCCAAUUCUAGGUUAAAUAUUGUCUGGUGUUAGGAGUGGCAUUAGGAUUCCACAGGUGAAGGCACUGGGCUGGGAAGAUGCACAGUACGCCACAAGCCAUUUACUCUGGGUUCUCUUAACCAGUCAAGCUUUUCAUUUAAACACAAAGUACACUGCAGAUGCUGUGGUCAAGUCAACACGUACAAACAAGCUGGAGAAACUCAGCAGGUCGGGCAGCAUCCGUGGAAACGAACAGUCAACGUUUCGGGCCGAGACCUUUCGUUUUUCCAUUUCUCUGAGCUUCUUCAAAUCCCCUUCCUUACUGUCAGCCCCAGAUGACACAGCCAUCACUCAGCUUGUAAUUGCCCUUGUAAAGGAGCUAGACAGCUAUCUAAUGAAUGCGGUCAACCUCAUGCAAAUAUAGUUGGUUUAGUGAUAAAUCUGAGAUGAUUGCAUUGUCUAUAUAAAAGGUUUUCAACUCUUUGUGCUGUGCUUCUCCAUAAGGAGGGAAGCAUUUUGCCACUGCAGUCUUAAAAUCGAAUAAAAUAGUAUCAUGUUA
Messenger RNA from Hypanus sabinus (Atlantic stingray), 8420 nucleotides. It is a transcript of the gene sytl4, whose product is annotated as synaptotagmin-like 4. NCBI's taxonomy places the organism in Eukaryota, Metazoa, Chordata, Chondrichthyes, Myliobatiformes, Dasyatidae. Gene Ontology annotation, molecular function: neurexin family protein binding; small GTPase binding. The coding region runs from base 656 to 2791 and encodes 711 amino acids. The record is from RefSeq and is a predicted model, not a curated record. Gene Ontology annotation, biological process: intracellular protein transport; exocytosis. The transcript has 21 exons. Gene Ontology annotation, cellular component: exocytic vesicle; plasma membrane.